GCACCAAACAAAAGAUGAAGACAACCCAACAAAAACAAAGGAACUAGGAAGUUAUUUGUCGAGACACACUGAUUGGGAGCGGGAGGUCAGGUGACUGCAGACCAGUGCUAAUGGGGAACAGGUGAAAUGAAUGAGGGCGAGGCAGACAAUCAAAUCUGGCAGGAAAACACCCAGGCAGGAAGUGAGGUGAUGUGAAAGGAGAGCAGAGAUUUCUAUCCAGUAAGGCUGGGAGACGGAUGGCUGCUCCUGGAGGCGCAUUCUCUGCAGCGCUUAGGCGGUCACAAGACUUGGACAUCGACAGUGAAGUCAUGCAGGUGGAGAGGAAAUGGCACAUUCUGUUGACAAUCUUCUUUCUGCUCAUCACCUCGGGCCAGUGUAUGGACAGCAAGGACGUCAAGCAGAAAGAAAGAAGGACCCUGUUGGAUCUAAUCUUGCAGGUUAUCAGAGACAGCCAGCAACGGGACAAACCCGUCUCCAGGCGCUGUAGCAGUGGACUCUUCACUUCAGCCCAAGACAUGAAGUUCUCCUCCCGUGAAAAGCCUUUCUAUGUUCCUAGGCUGGAUAACAGUAGACUCAUAGAAAUCUUUCCUAGAGAUGUAAACAUGAAAGGCAAAUUCAUUCAGCAUUUCACAGCAGGACCAGUCAAGUUCUCGUCGGAGUGCAGAACACACUUUCAUAGACUUUAUCACAACACGAGGGAUUGCUCAAGACCAGCAUAUUACAAAAGAUGUGCAAGACUGCUAACACGAUUAGCAAUGAGUCCACUCUGCAUGCAAUCGUAGAUGUUGCAUGUAAGUCCCAAAAUAAUGGAAGAGGGAUCAAUGUGUUGCCAAGGAAGUGCCUUCAAAUCCACAGCAGUCAUAUGAACAUUGUUGUGUUUAUAACGUUUCUAUUUUUGUUGUUCUUGUCAUUAUUGAAAAUGCUGAUGGACAUUGUUGGUUUUUGAAUGGAUGUGCUUUUUAUUUUAAUGUACCUGUAUGAAACAUUAAUUUAAUAUUAAAUUCACCUAU
This is a messenger RNA of Anoplopoma fimbria (sablefish), 1010 nucleotides long. It is a transcript of the gene alkal1, whose product is annotated as ALK and LTK ligand 1. Bases 237 to 782 code for a protein of 181 amino acids. The record is from RefSeq and is a predicted model, not a curated record. Gene Ontology annotation, biological process: positive regulation of ERK1 and ERK2 cascade; positive regulation of ERK5 cascade. NCBI's taxonomy places the organism in Eukaryota, Metazoa, Chordata, Actinopteri, Perciformes, Anoplopomatidae. Gene Ontology annotation, molecular function: receptor signaling protein tyrosine kinase activator activity; receptor tyrosine kinase binding. The transcript has 7 exons.